Molecule: messenger RNA, 1918 nt
Organism: Fusarium oxysporum Fo47
Lineage: Eukaryota; Fungi; Ascomycota; Sordariomycetes; Hypocreales; Nectriaceae
Product: interferon alpha-inducible IFI6/IFI27 family protein
Exons: 9
Coding region: 151-1641 (496 amino acids)
Cellular component (GO): membrane
Molecular function (GO): metal ion binding
Source: RefSeq, a predicted model, not a curated record
GAAUGAACCAACAGUGCAGCUGCCUGCCAGCUGGUUAUAAGAACACCUCUGCUGCCUUCAUUUCUGGUCAUUAUUCUCUCAUCUUACAACAUCCAAAGAAUCGGAAAGGCCAUAUACAGCCACGAUUUCGGCCAUCAACUACCAUAUCUCAUGUUCAUGCGGUCUCCCCCUCGAAUAAUGCAAUUUACGCAAGACUUGUUGGCACCGGCUGCUAUGGCCGCUGGAGCUGCAAUGGUUGUAGCCCCUGUUAUUGUCGCUGGCCCGGCGUUGGCUGUCGCAGGCUUUGGCGCUGGUGGCAUCGCUGCUGGCUCCGCUGCCGCUGGCGUCCAUAGCGGUAUAGGCAGUGUCGUAUCUGGUAGCGCCUUCGCCACCCUUCAGAGUGCUGGUGCUGGAGGUGUCGGCCUUGCUGUUGUCAACGGUGUUGUCCAGGCCGCGGGAGUCGUCGGCCAGGGUGAUGGAGACAACACCGGAGAUCAGGGUGAAAAUGGUGGCACCCACGAGGAAAACAAUGCAGAGGAGAUGGUUUUCAAGAAGAAGAAACCUGAGGUGACGGACGAGGGGGCAAGUCUACGUCGGACCAGUGAACUAUAUUGGUCACAAACUUUGCAGACUAAUGACCAGCAAAAGGGUAUCGCUUCCUUGUCGCCCGAGGACGACAAUAAGCCCAAUGGUGAGGGUGAGGGUGAAGUCCCGCAGAGUCGGGUCGACAACGAGCUGAAGCGAUUUCGCCAGCUCAAAGACGACUUCUUCCGGCCUGUUCCUGUAGUCAAGAAGGAGCCCAAGGCUCCCCGACAGCGUCGUACGUUCACGCGGCUCUGCCCUGAACUUCGCAACGACGGGGAUUGCGAGCAGGGUGAAUCUUGUAAACUUUUCCACUUCGUCCCCUGGGAACUUCCUGGCAAGCAGUUUACAGACUAUCCCGUGGACCUGUUUUUCGCCAACUUCAAAGAGUUUGACUAUCAACGCACCAAACCCUUUUUCGAUGAGUUCUAUCGCAUGUGUGAUCACUUCGGCUGGUCUGAUGAGGAAGCCACUGGGCCCUGGUACAACUUCCGCGUUUCACUCAUCCAAGAGUUCAACUACGUCGUUGGUGAGGAUAAGGGCAAUCUUCUGCACUGGCAGAAUAUGUUCAACCUCAUCGGCUUGCCCAAACCAACUUCUCUUCACGAAGCACGCACAACCAUGCGAGUAACUCAUGUCAACCUUGUGGACUUGGUUGAAUCACCUCGAACCCGCCAACCAGUCGAGCACUUCAAGACUGUUCAAGAUCUUAGCCAAUACAGCGUCUACGAAGACAAGAUCUUUCCCAAAGAGGAGGCGUAUAACGGUGGUCUUUUGGCGCUGUUGCUUCGUGAGAUUCUCGCCAUCUACUUCUUCUGGCCAACGCCUGAAAUCAUCAACCAGCUUCUUGGCUUGAGCCUCUUCUUCUUCUUCUUCUUCUUCUUCUUCUUCUUCUUCUUCUUCUUCUUCUUCUUCUUCUUCUUCUUCUUCUUCUUCUUCUUCUUCUUCUUCUUCUUCUUCUUCUUCUUCUUCUUCUUCUUCUUCUUCUUCGUCCUCCUCCUCCUCCUCUUUGGCGCGAGCCACCAAUCCUCUUCCCCGGUUUCUGGAAGAUUAAGAAACCCUGAGAAGCUUGUGGUUUGACAGCCCAAAAGGAGGCAUCAAAUCAACGACUGUCACCUUUACGUGGUAAUCUGGGUCAGUAGCAGAGAAUGUUGUCUCUGUGAGCCUAAGACCAGCCAUGUACAUUACAUUCGGAUACAACAUCUACGGAGGGUUUCAGUUCGAUGGUAAUUAAUUGAAAACAUGUAAGGGACAAUGUGGAGUCGAACUCGUUAGCGACCAGAGUUAUUGCUAUGUGUAAGCACACGGUCAAUGAUUUCGUUCAGUUUUAAUCAACUUUUAUUUCCGUACAAUCUAC